This is a messenger RNA of Pyrus x bretschneideri (Chinese white pear), 1528 nucleotides long. RefSeq names its product LOB domain-containing protein 25-like. The record is from RefSeq and is a predicted model, not a curated record. The coding region runs from base 114 to 686 and encodes 190 amino acids. NCBI's taxonomy places the organism in Eukaryota, Viridiplantae, Streptophyta, Magnoliopsida, Rosales, Rosaceae. The transcript is spliced from 2 exons.
ACCCUACUCUCUCUCUCUCUCUCUCUCUCUCUCUCUCUACUGAAAUUUCUCUUCCCUCCCUCAAAAUUCUCCAAGCACUUGUCAAACCGAUAAAAUAGCCUAAAAAAAUCCCAAUGACGAAGUCCAGAAGUUGCGCCGCUUGUAAACACCAGCGCAAAAAAUGCCCAGAGGACUGCCCCUUGGCCCCCUACUUCCCCUCCAACCACCCCACAAACUUCCACAACGCACUCAAACUGUUCGGCGUCAGUAGACUCGCCAAACUCGUCACCGACCUCCCUCCCCACCUCCGAACCCCCGCCAUGUCCACCAUCUUCGUCGAAGCCGACCACCGCGCCAAAGACCCUGUUGGCGGCUGCCACGCCGUCGUCCGCUCGCUGCUCUGGUCCAUCAACAAGCACCAGGCUGAACUCGACCGCGUGCGCUACCAACUCGAAUUGUGCCGCGGCGGCGGCAAUGUUAUGCCGAUGGCGCAGUGUCUGGGGGACUUUAAGUACAAUGUGGGUGCGGGAAAUGUGUACGAUCAGACGCAGUUUCAUCUGGUGCAGAAGAACGUUUUUCAAGAACAAGAAGAACAAGGCCAUGUUGGUGGAGGAGUUGUUCCGCAGCCUCACGAAGAACAGAGCAAUGUGUUUGAUAUAAGGGAUGAAGAUUUGGUAGAACAAGAUUACAACCCAAUUCAGGAUUAAGGAGUUAGAAAUUGUAAAGGAGGAAUGAGAUUAUCCUGCACUGUUAUUUUUGCUACAAUUCAGUUUAGAUUUGUGUGUAACUGUUUUUGGUACAUCAGAAAGAAGAAAAAAUUAAAAACGAAGGAGAACCUUCAAGUACGUGCUCUAAUACCAUGAAAGAAUUGACGAAGACUUCCAUUGAUAAAGAACUGUCUUUUGUGAAUCGAAACAAAUGAGCUCGUUCGAUACAUACUUUGGCUAGACUCAGCUCUAUGUAUACAAGCUAAACAAAUUUAAUUAAACUUAAUACAACUGAUUAGUCUAACUAAUCGGAACAGUAUUUGACAAACUCUAUUGACCUUGAGGUGCUGCUGGCAUGGCUAGAGGAGCAAUCUGAUGCGGAGGCAAGUAUACUAUCAACAAGUACAUCGUGGUUAGCCUCUUUCCGGUGAGCAUGAUGGAGUAAGGGGAUCGGUGGGGAUGGGUGGAGUAAGGGGCUCGGCUUGUGAGGUCUUGGUUAAGACCAUUUUUAUCUCCUUCUGGUAAAUCAUGGAUUCGAUAAAAUUUCCUCAAGCAUUACUCUCAUUCUUCUUCAAAGAACUCUAGUGACAAUAUGUUCAUCACCAUAGAAAAAGGAAAGGAAGCGGCAAGACCUUGCAUCUUAUGCCUUUCUAUAGAGUUCUUCGACCCGGUUUAUGUUUAGAAAUGUAAUUAACACGGAUCCACAGAGAAGAUAUUGUCUUUUACGUUUUGCACCUGCAAAGAUUUGAAAUUUAUUUUCAUAUCUAAUUGUCGUAAUGUCAGUCAUCUUGUAACUCGUUGACUUUGUGAUACAACUAAUUAAAGGUCAGCAGGUCUUGAGU